AUGGUCGGUUUCGCAGAGGCAAUUGAAGACUGUAGGCUCCUUGAUCCGGGGUUCGAUGGGGCGGAAUUCACAUGGGCCAAAAACGGCCUCUUUGAAAGAUUGGAUAGAGUGCUUGUUAGUGAGGGUUGGGCUAGGGCCUUCGAAGCUACUCGGGUUACGAACCUCCCUCGGGUUGCUUCGGACCACGGGCCGGUCCUUGUAAGAUGUAAGAUGCUGAACACUACCAUCGAAGGCAAGGCAUUCCGAUUCCAGAACAUGUGGAUCCGACAUGGGGGGUUCAUGGCUGUAGUGCAAAAUGCAUGGGAGGAGAGUACGGGGGCGAGUGGACUCCUAAAUAUUCAAAUCAAACAUGCUAGAGUGAAAAGAGCCCUAAAGGCGUGGAACAAAGAGUUUUAG
This is a messenger RNA of Salvia splendens (bonfire salvia), 396 nucleotides long. RefSeq lists its product as uncharacterized. The record is from RefSeq and is a predicted model, not a curated record. Bases 1 to 396 code for a protein of 131 amino acids. Lineage: Eukaryota; Viridiplantae; Streptophyta; Magnoliopsida; Lamiales; Lamiaceae. The transcript has a single exon.